Messenger RNA from Phyllopteryx taeniolatus (common seadragon), 4830 nucleotides. RefSeq names its product gamma-secretase subunit Aph-1b. The record is from RefSeq and is a predicted model, not a curated record. Gene Ontology annotation, molecular function: protein-macromolecule adaptor activity. Lineage: Eukaryota; Metazoa; Chordata; Actinopteri; Syngnathiformes; Syngnathidae. Gene Ontology annotation, biological process: Notch receptor processing; protein processing; positive regulation of catalytic activity. The transcript has 6 exons. Bases 158 to 934 code for a protein of 258 amino acids. Gene Ontology annotation, cellular component: gamma-secretase complex; endoplasmic reticulum; membrane.
GUGACAUCAUCACGAGCGAAGCCCCUGAAACUAGCGGAAGCAGAGGGACUUUUCGCUUCCCACCAUCUACAAUCAAAGCAGGCCGCUAUUAAUUAAAUAUCCGACAGAGCGCUCUGAGUCGCGCGGUUUUCUGCACAGUCAUCAAGAAUCACCGAAAAUGACGGUGGCAGUGUUUUUUGGCUGUACCUUCAUUGCCUUCGGCCCUGCAAUCGCUCUGUUCCUGUUUACCAUCGCCCGGGAGCCUCUGCGGGUCAUCUUCCUCAUAGCAGGAGCGUUUUUCUGGCUUGUCUCUCUCCUAUUGUCCUCUCUGGUUUGGUUUAUCUCCGUUCAGGUAAGUAAUAAGGACAGUGCGGUUCAGCAGAAAGGACUCCUCAUAUUUGGCGUGGUGCUGUCCGUCCUCCUGCAGGAGACCUUCCGCUUCGCUUAUUAUAAACUGCUGAAGAAAGCAAACGAAGGCCUCCUCACCCUCAGUCAGGAGGAAACCAUGCCCAUCUCUAUCCGACAACUGGCCUACGUGUCUGGCCUUGGCUUUGGAUUCAUGAGUGGCGCGUUCUCCGUGGUGAACAUUCUGGCUGACUCUGUUGGCCCGGGCACCAUCGGGAUCCAUGGAGACUCGCAGCACUACUUUUUGUCUUCAGCAUUCAUGACGAUGGCCAUUAUCCUUCUCCACAUGUUCUGGGGUGUGGUCUUCUUUGAUGCCUGUGAAAAGCAGCAAUGGUGGGCAGUUGCUACCGUUGUCAUCAGUCACUUGGUCGUUUCCUGUCUGACCUUCCAGAACCCGGAGUAUGUUGCCAGCCUGGUUCCCACCUACAUGAUCUUGUUCCUAAUGGGGGUCUGGGCCUUUUACUCCGCUGGCGGCUCCCUCAGGAGCCUCAAACUUUGCCUGACCUGCAAGGACAAAGAUUUCCUGCUUGCCAGCCACCGAUCCAGAUAACGCAACACUCCAGGGAGCUCGCAGGACUCUCCAUCCAAAAAUCUCUCUCACAUGCACUGAGCACCAUGCGUGCGUGGGUGCUCGUCCUCUAUUUAUCUGAAUUUUGAAUUGGAAUCCAAGGGUAGUUUUGUUUGUUUGUUUUGUUUUAAAAAGACCUCUAAAAGCACUGACUGCUUUGCAGAGGAAAAAUAACAUUUUGAGAGAUUCACAUCCAGUUUCGGUAAAGCUCAGUUUGCUUAUGACAGAGAGUCUUUGAUAUCAAAUGUAGUUCUGCUCACAAAUACGAACUCCUGUACUGAAAAAUGCCCCAUUUUUUUUUUUUUUUUUUUUUUCAUUUGCUUUCAUGUUACAGGACGUUUCAAUGUUGAUUCUCACUCCUCCAACACUACGAAGUAAUAUUGUCCAACGUUUCGAUAGCUUGUGUUUUUGGAAUGAGUCAUGUUUUUUAAAGGAUGACUUUUGAAUCAUGAAAAACAAUCUUAUCUAAUGGACAUCAUCCCCACUCAGUAAAUGCUUGACAACAUCCAGCAGUUUACACACGUGGAUAAAAUUGUUGGUACCCCUCUGUUAAUGAAAGAAAUAUCCCUCAUUCAUUCAUUCUCUUCCGCUUUUCUGAGGUCUGGUCGCUUGAGCAGAGAUGCCCAGACUUCCCCUCUCCCCAGCCACUUCCGGGGGGGGGGGGGGGGGGGGAAUCCCGAGCUUGGACACAUAGUCUCUCCAGCGUGUCCUGGGCAGCCUCCCGGUGGAACGUGCCCGGAUCACCUCACCGGGGAGGCGUGCGGGAGGCAUCCUAAUCCGAUUAUCUCAGAGCCACCUCAUCUGGACCUUCUCGUACUCAGAGGAACAGCGGCUCGUCUCCGAGCCCCUCCUGGACGACCCGGAUCCUCACCUUAUCUCUCAGGGAGAGCCCGGACUCCGUGCGGCGGAAACUCAUUUCGGGCCGCUUGCGUCUGUGAUCUUGUUCUUUCAGCUCGUGACCGAGGUUAUAGCUAAAUUGAGAUCUUAGCCUCUUGGCUUAGCUCCUUCUUCACCACGACAGGGUCUGCAUAUGCUGCACCCAUCCGCCUGUCGAGCUCCUGCUCUAUUCUUCCCUCACUCGUCAACGAGAUCCCGCUUGAGGCAGAUUCUUCUUCCUGACCCAGAGAGGGCACUCCACCCUUUUUCGACGGAAGACUAUGGCCUCAGAUUUGGAGGUGCUGAUUUUCAUCCCAGUGCGAGAAGUGCGAUUCCCCCGAUCGUUGGAACACUCUCUGGUCCCCCUUCUUAAAAAGAACCCAGUCUGCCAAUCCAGACAGCGAUUUUGAGUUGUGGUUCAAAAGAAUGCCAUCCAUUUUCUGUACCGCUUCUCCUCACUAAGGUUGCGGGCGUGCUGGAGCCUAGCCCAGCUAUCUUUAGGCAAGAGGCGGGGUACACACUGAACUACUCGCCAGCCAAUCGCAGGGCACAUAGAAACUAACAAACAUUCACACCAAGGGGCAAUUUAGUCUUCAGUCAACCUACCACGCAUGUUUUUGGGAUGCGGGAGGAAAGCGGAGUGCCCGGAGAAAACCCACGCAGGCGCGGGGAGAACAUGCAAACUCCACACAGGUUGGGGCCUGGAUUUGAACCCCGGUCCUGAGAACUGUGAUGCAGAUGUGCUAACCAGUCGUCCACCGUUCAACAAAAUUAUUUUACAUGAAACAGGCCUUGUUUUGAUUCAGAUUUAUUAAAAAAGAACAACUGAAACAUCCCACAGUCCUAAAUAUUCCGAGCCUUUGCUCAGUAUUGAGUAGAAGCCCCCUUUUGAGCUAAAACAGCCAUGAGUCUUUUUGAGAGUGAUGCAACAAGUUUUUCACACCAGGAUUUGGGGAUCCUCUGCCAAGUAUUUCAGAGCCCUCUGGUGCUGUCCAGUUCUUCUGCUCAUCCUUGAGAUGGUUCUCCACCUCCAUCGGAGUCCAGCUGUGUUUGAUGAUACUGAUUGGACUGGAUUAGGAAAGCCACACACCUGUCUAUAGAAGACCUUAAGGUCUCUUUAUACCCCCGCGGCCGACGACGCCCACAUUGCAUCACGUGACCCACGAAUUGACCCACGUGGCCCCUCUGCGUAGCUUGCCGCGCAAACGGCAAAAAUAGUUGCUGAACGUCGAACGCCGCUGAGAUCAUCUCUCGUGAUUGGUCCGUUUCAGUCACACGCUGUGAUGACGUACUCGGCGUGCGCCUUGGUUCUACAUACCAUCUAUGCCGCUAUAUUUUUCAGCUGCAGGGACGAGACGACCGGUUGCAAUCGAAGGAAAGAUGAAUGCGGCCAAGUACAGGGAUAUCCUGGACGAAAACCUUCUCCAGAGGGCUCAGAAGGUUCACCUUGCAACAAGACAGCUAAAAUAACGAAGGAGUGGCUUCGGAACAACUCCGUGACGGUUCUCGAAUGGCCCAGCCAGAGCCCUGACUUAAACCCAAUUGAGCAUCUCUGGAAAGACCUGAAAAUGGCUGCCCACCAACGUUCACCAUCCGACCUGACAGAACUGGAGAGGAUCGGCAAGGAGGAAUGGCAGAAGAUCCCCAAAUCCAGGUGUGAAAAAAAAAAAAUCCCCAAAAGACUCAUGGCUGUUUUAGCUCAAAAGGGGGCUUCGACGAAAUUCUGCUCCUAACCAUUCUUGGGUGUUUUGAGCUUUUUGUUUUGGGUCAUUAUCCUGUUGCAAGACCCCUGACCUGCAAAUGAUAGGAAGCUUUGCGACACAUUUCUCCCGAGAACUAACUUGCCAUUUUAUUGUACCCGGCACAGUUUCAAGACAGCCUGCGCCGCAUGCAGCAAAGCAGCAUCAGAACGUGUUUUAUAACCGGGACCGUGUCCUUGGUAUGCUUCAUGUUUGCGUCUGUGAACGUAGAGAUGAUGUGGCUUGUCAACAUACAUUUGGGCAAAUUCCAGUCUCACUUGUGGAGGAUAUUUUUUUCAUCAGCGGUGUCCUCCUCGGUCGUCUCCCGGGAGUUCACCUUGAAUUUCUUUCUGGACUCUUUCUUUCCCAUUUUCCUCCUGCGGUCACGUCCAGGGAGGUCGUCUACAGUCCCGCAGGUCUUCUAUUUCUGAACAAUAUGUUGACCUUGAACAUGCCGGUCUGCAUCAUAACGUGCUGAGACAGCUCUAUCCUUUGCUUCCUCUUCGUCUGGGCCGGCCGGCCACGUUUGGUGGAGGGCGCGCCAUAUCACCAAACGGCACAGUGAUUGCUUGUCACCCUUGAAAUAGGCCAGCUGAUCGAUUUCACGUUUGAAGACUCCUGCGAUGCCAAUUAGAGGCCACGCCUUGUUUGCACAUGACCCUGUGGUUAAUCAUUGACUUUUCUCUCGGGGUGUUUCGUGAGUUGGUUUUCCAAAGUAAUUAAUUAUGUUGAACCGCAAUUCAAAAACAAUAUCUGAUUUUCAGUUGAAUUUACAUUCUGUGACCACUGUGGGUUUUUCUUUCCUUCACGCAGGGGUACCAACGAUUUUUGGGGUUUUUAACCCGCUGAUGAUGGUCACAGCUGCUUCAUAGGAAUCUCAACCUUUUCGUUUAUCUUGAUACAGAAUGACAGAUGGGACAGCUUAUUCCAAACGCUUUGUGAUCAGCGAGAAUUCAAUGAGCUGUGAACGAUUUGUCAUUUUUGGAAUGUUUUGUUUCUUUUUUGCCUUUAGGAUUUUGUUGCUUGCGGUGAUCUCAGCAUGUCCUAUUUUAGAAAUUUGACUCACUGUUUUUUGCAGCCUUCCUUUUAUUUUCUGCAUCAGGCGAGCUAUGCUGGAACCUUCAAUAUGAGACAAUUAGACAAGUGUGCCAAUCUUGCGUCUUUUGUCAAGUAAAAAAAAAAAAAGCAAAAUUCAGCUAAAAGUUUGGAUGGUUUACAGCGAAAUAAUUCUCUCCAAUAAAUUUGCUGUAUUCUGUUUUGAAA